Messenger RNA from Diabrotica virgifera virgifera (western corn rootworm), 1056 nucleotides. RefSeq names its product exonuclease 1-like. The transcript has 5 exons. Gene Ontology annotation, molecular function: 5'-flap endonuclease activity; 5'-3' DNA exonuclease activity; metal ion binding. Bases 1 to 1056 code for a protein of 351 amino acids. The record is from RefSeq and is a predicted model, not a curated record. Lineage: Eukaryota; Metazoa; Arthropoda; Insecta; Coleoptera; Chrysomelidae. Gene Ontology annotation, biological process: DNA recombination; mismatch repair. Gene Ontology annotation, cellular component: nucleus.
AUGGGUAUUAGAGGACUCUUAAGCUAUCUAAAAUCCGCUGAAAGAGAGUGUCAUAUUAAUGAGUUUAAACAAAAAACUAUAGCUGUUGAUAGUUUUUCAUGGCUAUUUAAAGGAGCCGAUUUGAUGAACCCCGCCAAAGAUGAUGGCCCCAACAGUUUGGUUAAUUAUUGCCUAAACAAUGUCAACCUUCUCUUGAACCAUGAUAUAAAACCUAUCAUGGUUUUCGACGGAAAAUAUUUGCCGGUAAAGAAAGAAAUUAAAGAACUACAAACGGAACGGAUGCAGCCAAGAGAAAAGAGGACGCACAUUGGAGGUUUUAAGAGAUCGAUACGAAAAUGUAAUACAAACUUUCAUCCGGCCGCAAUACGCAUUCUAAUUAGUGAGUGCCAGAAAAUGAAAGUUGAUUGUAUUGUGGCCCCAUAUGAGGCAGACGCACAAAUUGGAUAUUUAACCAAACUCGGAGUCAUCGAUGCUGUAAUUGCAGAAGAUUCGGAUCUGGUGCUAUUUGGAUGCCAAAAUAUAAUUUAUAAAUUAGAUGAUGAGGGACAGGGUGUACUCUUAGAACGAGAUAAAAUACCCCAGGAUGAAUUGUCCUUUGAUCAAUUAAUAUAUACUUGUAUUUUGGCAGGCUGUAAUUACAGUACACCUUUGGCAGGGAUGUCUCUAAAUAAGGCAGAAUCUCUUGUAAAAUUAAGCGAAGAGAAAGAUCCUAUAAAAAUAUUAGAAGAAUUACCAAAGGAUCUAAAUGUUACGGAUCAAUAUAAAGAUGAAUUUAUGGGUGCAUUGGCCGUCUAUAAACAUCAGGUUGUGUUCGACCCGUUUGAGAAGAAAUUAGUGCAUCUGACAGAACCUGAUCUAAAAGAGCCACUAGAAAAGUAUUGUAGCAAAGUAGGCACCUUUUUUGACGAUAGCGAAGCAUAUCAAAUAGCCAUAGGAAACCUCAACCCAAUUAAUAACAUAAAACGAAAUUAUUGGGAUCCGAAAAAUUCCGCACCGCAUAGUAUCUGGUCUUCGCAACGGCGUAACCAGGAUGAUCCUAAGGAGGGUGGCGGGUGA